Molecule: messenger RNA, 1456 nt
Organism: Cryptomeria japonica (Japanese cedar)
Lineage: Eukaryota; Viridiplantae; Streptophyta; Pinopsida; Cupressales; Cupressaceae
Product: 26S proteasome non-ATPase regulatory subunit 6 homolog
Exons: 8
Coding region: 181-1341 (386 amino acids)
Biological process (GO): proteasome-mediated ubiquitin-dependent protein catabolic process
Source: RefSeq, a predicted model, not a curated record
GAAGAAUUUCUUUUAUGGUAUUGAUAACUGCCCUAAGUAGUAAAGUGUAUUAGACAGUGGAAGUGCAAAAUAGCGCUUACGCAAAAUUAGAGGGGUACGUUUGACAUACCUAAAGCGCGACUGUAACAUUUGAGAAACACAGAGAAUCGAUAAAUCUGCGUAGGUAAGAUUGAAGAGGCAAUGGAGGGUCAAGAAGGAAUUCAGGAGCCCAAGUUGGUAUUAGCCCACAAGAUCUUUCUUCUCAGGCAUCCCGAUGUGCCCGACAUCGAGAAAAUCAAUCUCAAGGACGAGGUUCUCAGUCUCGUUCAGGCUGAUGGUAUGGCCUUGCUCUACGAAUCAUUAUGCUCAGAGUUAGGGUGGACUAUGGAUCAAACCCUCUUGCAAACUAUGCAACUUAAAAUUCAAGACGACCUAAUCAAGCUCGACGAAAAGAUUACUGAUGCAGAGGAAAAUCUAGGUGAAAGUGAAGUACGAGAGGCACACCUUGCAAAAUCUUUGUAUUACAUACGCAUUGGUGAUAAGGAGAAGGCUUUGGAACAAAUGAAAGUCACUGAAGGCAAGACUGUUGCCGUGGGCCAGAAGAUGGACUUGGUUUUCCACACCCUUCAGCUUGGGUUCUUCUUCAUGGACUUUGAUCUAAUUUCUAAAGGAAUUGACAAAGCAAAGAAUUUGUUCGAUGAAGGAGGUGAUUGGGAAAGGAAGAACCGAUUGAAGGUGUAUGAGGGCCUUUACUGUAUGUCUACACGAAAUUUCAAGAAAGCAGCAGAACUAUUUUUAGAUUCUAUAUCAACAUUUACAACUUAUGAGCUUUUCCCAUAUGAUGUCUUCAUAUUCUACACUGUGUUGACCAGUAUCAUCUCAUUGGACAGAGUCUCUCUCAAGCAAAAGGUUGUGGAUGCACCUGAGAUUUUGACUGUGAUUAGCAAGAUACCACAUCUUUCUGAUUUUCUUAACUCCCUAUAUGGCUGUCAGUACAAGUCAUUUUUUAUUGCUUUUGCUGGUUUAACAGAUCAAAUAAAACUGGAUCGCUACUUGCAUCCACAUUUUCGGUACUACAUGAGAGAGGUCCGCACUGUUGUAUAUUCACAGUUUCUAGAAUCCUACAAAAGUGUAACUAUGGAGGCCAUGGCAAAAGCUUUUGGUGUCAGUGUUGAUUUCAUUGACACGGAGCUCUCUCGUUUCAUAGCUGCAGGCAAGCUUCAUUGCAAAAUUGAUAAAGUUGCUGGUGUUUUAGAAACCAACAGACCAGAUGCCAAGAAUGCUCUUUACCAGGCAACAAUUAAGCAAGGAGACUUUCUUUUGAAUCGUAUUCAGAAGCUCUCCAGAGUAAUUGACCUUUAAGCUCUGGAAUGAGUUUGCUUUCAGUAGCUGCUCGAGGGUGAUUUUGAAGCCUGAUAGGACUUAAUGAAUGUUGAUCAUGUUCUAAAUGAGUAAAUGGCAACUUUUCUUUUGUCAA